Ruditapes philippinarum (Manila clam) is the source of this 1484-nucleotide messenger RNA. RefSeq lists its product as uncharacterized. The record is from RefSeq and is a predicted model, not a curated record. The coding region runs from base 1 to 1194 and encodes 397 amino acids. NCBI's taxonomy places the organism in Eukaryota, Metazoa, Mollusca, Bivalvia, Venerida, Veneridae. The transcript is spliced from 7 exons.
AUGUCUAAACAAAGUGACACCGAAGUAAACAGUACGAAUGGAUCCCUGCGUGAAGAAUCUAUUAUUGACGUAGAAGAAAACGUGACGUCAGCUGAUCAGAGAGAAGAUUCGGACAACGAGGACAUCAACAAAUCUGGCUCGUCUUUUAUACGGUAUUUCAUCAUUGUCAGCUUGUUUGUCCUUCUUGCAACAGGCGGCAUCACCUUGUAUUUUACUGUGUUCAUGACACGAGAGCUAUUGCCUUCCAUAGACGAGGAUACCACUUUUUCAGUACAAGAAAAUGUACCCGGCCAAGCUUCUGUCAAAGGUAUUUAUUUAUUUCCUUACAUUCUUAGAGACUGUUUGCUUGCCAUAUGGACAUAUUAUAACCGGAAGUGCUACGUGUACAGCUCCACGCCUGUGCAUAGUUCAGACGCAAAGGAAUAUUGCGCGGAUUUAGACGCACUCCCCCUUGUUAAUGAUAGCAAGGAGGCGAAAAAUGUUCAAGAAUUCAUGAAUACCCAAAUAAACAGAUAUAUAGGAUGUUGUAUUGCCGAACUUGAAAUGUUUGCUCACCACUUUGGCUUUCUUGAGGACCCUUUCGAGGAUGGACAAGAUGAGCAUACUGACCAUACGCCACAAUUCUUGAAUGCCAAGACUACUGUGAAGAAUCUUGCAGACGACAAAUCAAGUACAGAUGGUGUUACACAGCCAGCGUUAAAAUCCGGUUGGCCUUUUUUCAUUAAUCCAGAUAUAGAAGAACAUGAAAUGCAUUCACUGCCACAAACAACUAAAAGUACUAACACAAAGAUGGUGUCGAUCAGUAACUCUUUACCUACUCCCACUUCCAGUUUCGGAUUUUGGUUAGGCGCCGGACACCAGCAUAACCAUGGCACUGAAACGGAAGCCGUAGACGAAAAUUCUACCCCUAAUCACCAUCAACCAACAGUUCAUAGCAAUGCAGAAUUAGAAGACGGUGGACUAGAGCAAGACAGCGACAAAACACAGACAACCAAAUCACAAGAUAAUCAAGGCGCCAGUGGAGAAAUGAAGGCAAUAAGGAAUGAGUCUGUAUUUUUAUACUGCAGGAGUCUCGUGUACAUUUUUCAUGCAUGGCAUGAUGUUGGUUGUAACAGAAGUUUUAUACAAAUCUGUGAAAGAAAUCCUUCACCGGAAAUUGGAUUGAACACCGACAUUUUGCCCAUCUUAGGGUAAAUAUUGAGUGCAUAGGUGAAAGUAAAAAACAACUUUCAUAUUUUGCUAUACUUUUGUAUUCUAUUUGGCAAAAAUUAUAAACAACCCACCUGACUCGCGAAAUAUUACAUAAGUAUCAAGUAACGUACAAUUUAUGAAAAGAGUGGAACAGUCUUUUUACAUUUUAGGCAAUUUCGAUUUUUUUUUAUCCUAACCAUUAUUUUAUCAAGAUUUUUUAUCAAUGACUCUUAUAAUAGUCAAUCAUUCGAACUUCAUAACAAUUUAGCUAAUCUUGACAACGACAAAAUGAG